AUGCGAGAGAUGUUGCAAGCUUUAACCUUCAGGUUUGAGGUUCCACAAGUGACCGUGAUUUCAGAGACCACGGGCCCAGCAGUGGAAGUCCCACCUCAGAGGACGUUACCCUCAACCCUUCCUCCAUAUGGGCUACCCUAUGAUUUCGUCCCCCGAGCGGAGGUGGUGCAUGAAAUGGGGCAAUCUGUCCAACAAGCUGUGCCAUUACCAGUUUACACCGACGCACGUCCAGUCAUCCAUACUGUGGUUCCACCAGCCGCCUAUGCUAGGCAUGUUCCUCAUUAUGAAGAUCAAAACCACAUGUAUCAAACUGUUGACUCAACUGUCGCUGGUGACGAAGUAAGGUUUGAGGACUUCAGGGAGGUAAAGGAGAACAUGCAGCUCCUUGAGAAGAAAUUCCGAGAUCUAGAAGGAGACCACGUCUUUGGAUCUGCUGCCAAAGAAAUGUGCCUUGUAUCCGGGUUGGUGAUUCCAGCAAAAUUCAAAACUCCGGACUUCGACAAAUACAAGGGGCAUACUUGUCCAAAAAGCCAUCUCAUCAUGUAUUACCGUAAAAUGGCUGUACACGUGGAGGACGACAAGCUAAUGAUCCACUGUUUUCAGGACAGCUUAAGUGGGGCUCCUUCCAAAUGGUAUCUAAGUCUGGAUCAGAACAGGAUCAGGUGUUUCCAAGACCUGUCAGACGCGUUCAUAAAACAUUACAAAUAUAAUAUGGACAUGGCGCCUGACAGAAGACAGUUGCAGAGCAUGUUCCAACAUGACAGUGAGUCCUUCAAGGAGUAUGCUCAAAGAUGGAGGGAACUGGCUUCUCAGGUUGAACCACCUCUUGCUGAGAAAGAAUUGGCCGAACUGUUUAUCGACACUGUCCAGCCUCAAUUCUAUAAGAAGAUGGUUGGAAGUGCUUCUUUGGGAUUCUCCGAGCUUGUUGCUAUAGGAGCUCGCGUGGAAUAUGGUGUAAGGAAUGGCAAACUAUCGGCUGUAGCUGGAACUUCAAAUGCUAAUCCAAAGAAGUUCUCUGGAGGGUUUCCCAGGAAGAAAGAGGGGGAAACAAAUGCCGUGACUGCUGGUCAAGGAAGAGUUCCUCCAAGGAGGAGACCACAACAAUACUCACCUCAACAAUAUGUUCAACAACCGAUUCCCUAUCAACCACCCAUGUAUCCCGUCCAGUAUGCUCCGCAACGAUACGUGGUUGUCGUGACGCCUGCAUUCAAUCAACAACCUUCUCAGGCUUAUCAAGCGCCUCCAGCGUAUCAACCAGCUCUAGUUCAACAACGUGCUGCGGCUCCGCCAACUUAUCAACAAGCACCAUCAGCUCCUGUUUAUCAACAACCGAGAGCUCAAGCGCCGAGGCAAAAUGCUCAAAACCAGAAUAGAAGGCAAAGGGAGAGGGUGACCUUCAAUCCAAUCCCAAUGUCAUACACUGAGUUCUAUCCCUCCCUAUUGCAAAAGGGGUUGGUGGUUCCCAGACCUAUGGGACCUCCACCUGAUCGUCUGCCUCCGUGGUACAACCCUAAUGCACACUGCCCUUUUCAUGAAGGUGCCCCCGGGCAUGACUUAGAGGGUUGUUACGCUCUGAAGCAUAGGGUUCGGGAAUUGAUUGAGAGCAAGAUCUUGUCUUUUAAAGAUAUGGGACCGAAUGUGAAGAACAAUCCCCUUCCUCUCCAUGAAAAUCCUGGAGUCAACGCCAUUGAAGACGCUUCUGUUGGUGUUACGGUUGAUAAGGUGGAGGAUGUUAAGACUCCUUUGGCAGCAUUCCAUGCACGAUUGGUGGAAGCUGGCCUGGUUAAUGUUGAUCAUGACAACUGUGAAGAGUGUGCCACACACCCAAGAGGAUGUCAGGUGGUACGAGACAAUAUCCAAAACUUGAUGAAUGAAGGAGUGCUUCAAAUAUCCAGUGCUGUGAAGAACUAG
Messenger RNA from Lathyrus oleraceus (garden pea), 1911 nucleotides. RefSeq lists its product as uncharacterized. The record is from RefSeq and is a predicted model, not a curated record. Bases 1 to 1911 code for a protein of 636 amino acids. The transcript has a single exon. Lineage: Eukaryota; Viridiplantae; Streptophyta; Magnoliopsida; Fabales; Fabaceae.